UAUUGAUUCCUUCUUCAUCAUCUCCCAUCACAUCCCAUCAUGACCGCUCUUUACUCUGGAACACUUGCCGAAGACUAUCAGCAGAUUGAAGUCCUGCCACAGGACAUUAUCUUCAAGCUCGCUGAACGGUUCGCUGCCGACAAGUUCCCCAAAAAGGUCACUCUCGGCCCAGGCACAUACCGCAACGGCGACGGCGUCCCCUGGCCCCUCCCUAUCGUUCAAACCGCUGUCACCAAGCUCGUCACUAACCCCUCCUAUAACCACGAAUACCUCACUAUCCGUGGCGAUGCCGGUUUCCUCUCUGGCGCUGCCAAGCUCAUUGUCGGGGAUGAAGUCGCUGCUUCAGGCAGGAUUGCCAGUCUGCAGACAUGCGGAGGUACCGGAGCUUGCCAUAUGGGUGCUUUGCAUCUGAUGGCGUUCUUGGAAAAGGGCACGCCAGUCUACAUCUCUGACCCUACCUGGGACAACCACCACGCGGUCUUCAGGCAUGUCGGCUUUGAAACUGUCAAGUACCCUUACUACGACCCGGUUACUCGAGGACUCGACUUCGAGGCCUUCUUGAAGACGGUGGAGGGUGCGCCGGAGAAGAGUAUCUUUGUGCUCCAUGCGGUGGGACACAACCCCACAGGGUGCGACCCCUCCGACGAGCAGUGGACAAAGCUGGCGCAGGUGUUCAAAGCCAGAAAACACUUUGCCUUCUUUGACUGUGCCUACCAAGGGUUCGUCAGUGGCUCUUUCGAGGACGACAGGCAGAGCAUCACCAUCUUCAACGCCCACAACAUCCCCAUGGUCAUCGCCCAAUCUCUCUCCAAGAACGCCGGGCUGUACGGCGAGCGUCUUGGUGCCAUCCAUGUCCUCUGUGAAAGCGCGGACGAUGCCGUCCGAGUCACCGAGCAACUCAAGACUGACAACAGGAAAGAGAUCUCUACUCCUCCCAAGUUUGGAGCUGCCAUCAUGGACAUCAUCUUCUCGGACCCCGCUCUUAUGGCCCAAUGGAAGGUUGAAGUCAAAAUCAUGGCCGACCGUAUGAACGAGAUGCGUAUCAAGUUGCUCGAUCUGCUCAAGUCAAAGGGUACGCCAGGGGACUGGUCGCAUAUCGUCAAGCAGAGGGGCAUGUUCUCGUACACCGGUCUGACAGCAGAGCGAUGCGAGACUUUGACAGACAAGUUUCAUAUCUACGUUCCUCCCUCUGGACGUAUAAGUGUGGCGGGGUUGAACGACGGGAAUGUCGAGUAUGUGGCUGAGAGUAUCGACAAGGUCGUUCGAGGUGAAGUCUGAGGGUAUAUGCAUGGGCACAAACGUACAUAAUGAG
Messenger RNA from Cryptococcus amylolentus CBS 6039, 1312 nucleotides. RefSeq lists its product as hypothetical. Gene Ontology annotation, biological process: L-aspartate biosynthetic process. The transcript is spliced from 7 exons. NCBI's taxonomy places the organism in Eukaryota, Fungi, Basidiomycota, Tremellomycetes, Tremellales, Cryptococcaceae. Gene Ontology annotation, cellular component: cytosol. Gene Ontology annotation, molecular function: pyridoxal phosphate binding; L-aspartate:2-oxoglutarate transaminase activity. Bases 40 to 1278 code for a protein of 412 amino acids. The record is from RefSeq and is a predicted model, not a curated record.